Messenger RNA from Agrilus planipennis (emerald ash borer), 2893 nucleotides. It is a transcript of the gene Sirc, whose product is annotated as SID1 transmembrane family member 1-like. NCBI's taxonomy places the organism in Eukaryota, Metazoa, Arthropoda, Insecta, Coleoptera, Buprestidae. The coding region runs from base 206 to 2557 and encodes 783 amino acids. The record is from RefSeq and is a predicted model, not a curated record. Gene Ontology annotation, cellular component: membrane. The transcript is spliced from 15 exons.
UAAAAACAACACUAUUUACAUAAUUAUAUGCAUAAUUAUUCUCAUUAAAGAAACGAUAUGAACAGCUAAGAUUAAGUCAAAACUAAUUAGUAAAGAUAAGGGUAAAACUGUAAUCGUUUUUUAAAUUAAUAAGUGAACCAUUUUUACUAGUAUCAUUUACCAGUUGUUAGUUCGUUUGAUUUAUUCGUCCAGAACAGUUUAAAAAAUGUUCCAACCUCUUAUAUUCAUUAUUUUAUUUGUUUAUGGUAGUUGUUUAACACCAAGUCUUAUUAAAAAUUUAACGUAUAAUAAAUAUUAUAGAUUUUAUAUUGAUAAUAGUCUGGAAUAUAUAUUGCAGUAUGAAAAUAAUUCGUUUAUAACACCACUAAGGAUUACUACAAAAUGUAUGAACUCAUCAAAAAAAUUUCCCUUAAUGGCUGUAGUCAGACAGAAAAAGGAAAUUCUGUCCUGGCAGUUACCUUUAACUGUUAUUAGUGAUUCAGGAGGAUUAGAUUUUUACACAAUUUCUAGAACACUAUGUCCAAAUAUUGUUGAAAAUUUAACAGUUUCAAGGAAUGUUUUUAAAGGGGCAAAAAGCUUAGAAUUUUCUAAUGGAGUUAAUGAUGCCCCAGUGAUAUCAUUUUCAACAGCAUCUGAAGAAAUCAUUUCAUUCAGUGUAGAAGUAACAGAUGAAACGGAUUUUUACAUUGACCUAGGAAAGCAGUACAAUAUUACAAUCUCACCCAGUGAACCCAGAUAUUAUUUCUAUACUUUUCAUCAAAAUGUAACAGUUAAUGAUAAAUACAAUUUGAAAACGGUGAUUUUGGAAGUUAAUUCAGAUGAUUUAAUUUGUAUGACUAUUAGUAUACAAAAUGCCUCUUGUCCUAUUUAUGAUCUCAAUAAUGACAUUAAAUACCAGGGCCUUUGGGAAACUAUUGACCUAAAAGGGGGCAUCACAAUUUCAAGUCGACAGUUCCCUGCAGGAUUUUUUAUAGUUAUGGUGGCACAUGCCGAUGAUUCAAUAUGCAUGGGGUCAACUUCUAUUCUAUCAAAAGAUAGAACAAAAAAGCUUACAUUCACGAUAAAACCGAGUAUUUCUUUCGUAGAAUAUGCUGAAGCAGUUACUUUUACAUUUCUUAUUAUCAUAGCAUUUUACAUAGUUUUCAAUGUUUCACUAUUCUGGUAUUGGAGGCGUAUACACAAACCAAGAGCUAUGGAAUCGAUUGAUGAAAGUGAACCAGAAGCAGAAAAUGGGGCCAGAACGCCUAGUACUACAGUGGCUGAUGAUGUCGACAAUAUAUCAUUUGAUGAAACAGAAUAUGACACAAUUACAGAAGCACUAAAUGAUAAAGAAGUUAUUUUGGGAAAGCCAGUUUUAUAUCUAAAAGAUUUGGCAAGAAAAGACCCACGGAUACUAAAAAAGAAAUCUUAUCUUUAUUUGUGGCAUGUCUUAACUGUUGCUCUGUUUUAUGGUCUCCCUGUAGUGCAGUUGGUCAUCACAUACCAAAACGUCUUAAACGAAACAGGGAACCAGGAUUUAUGCUAUUAUAACUUCUUGUGUGCUCAUCCUUUGGGAAUUCUGAGCGAUUUUAACCAUUUAUUUUCAAAUAUUGGCUAUGUAAUGCUGGGAAUUCUUUUUCUGAUAAUAGUUAGAAGGAGAGAAAGGCAGCACAACGAUAUUAAUUUUGAUAAGUACUAUGGUAUUCCACAACAUUAUGGCUUGUUCUAUGCUCUUGGAGUUGCCCUUAUUGCCGAAGGAGUUCUCUCAGGAAGUUAUCACAUAUGUCCAAACCAUUUAAACUUUCAGUUUGACUCGAGCUUCAUGUAUAUAAUGGCAGUACUUUGUAUGGUAAAAUUGUAUCAAACAAGACACCCUGAUAUAAAUGCAACUGCUUAUGCCACAUUUGGGGUUCUAGCUGUGGCUAUAUUUUUAGGGAUGAUCGGAGUAUUAGAAGCAAACAUAUACUUUUGGAUUUUAUUUACAAUACUCCACAUAAUUACUUGUUUUAUAUUAACCGCCCAACUUUAUUAUUUAGGAAAUUGGAAGUUCGAUAAGGGUAUGGUCAGAAGGAGGUUUCAAAUUAUUGCCAAUGAUUUCAGAUCGGGUCCUUUAAAUAUAUUGAAGCCUCUACAUCGAGGCAGAAUGGUACUUUUGAUACUAGGAAAUAUUGUAAAUUGGCUUCUGGCCGGUUAUGGAUUGUAUAAACACGAAAAAGAUUUCGCCUUGUACCUUUUGGCCAUUCUACUAUGCAAUACCAUGCUCUAUUUCCUAUUCUACUUAGUAAUGAAGGUACUUCAUAAAGAAAAAAUUAACGUGCAAACAAUUCUAUUUCUGACAUUGAUGCUAACAUGUGCCGUGUCAGCUAUGUAUUUCUUUAUACACAAGUCUAUCUCAUGGGAGCUGACACCAGCUCGAUCGAGAAGGUAUAACCAGGAGUGUAAAGUAUUUCAAUUUUACGAUUACCAUGACGUGUGGCAUUUUUUGAGUGCUACUGGUAUGUUUUUCACAUUUAUGGUGCUUCUUACUUUAGACGACGAUUUGUCGCACACUCACCGAUCCAAAAUUUCGGUUUUUUAAAAAUAAUUCUAACAUAAAUUGUUCACAAAGAAAGUGUAUUUUAUUGUGCAAAUAGCGCUCACAUGUUGUUUUUGUUUUUCUUCUAUUAUUGUUUUUAGAAUUCAAAAUUGCAGGACAGUUUAUGGAAAAAUAAUCUAUUUUUUUACAAUUCAGUUAAUCAUUUUUUUUUGUUUUUGUUAUUAUUUAUGUUAUUAUGUAUUAGCAGAGUAUGACAUUAAUGUAAUUUUUUAAAGUUGUGAUAAUAAUCAGUGUUGUUGACUUGAUAGAUUGUAAAAGUAUGUUUAUAUUUUCCGUUUUUCUAUAUAAAUAGCAAAUAAACCAUUUCAGUUCUUUAAC